AUGGUUUCAUUUGACCUAGGCUCUGUGGCAGAACAUGCCGAUGGCAAUAGCGAUGGUGGUGAACGACCCUGUGGGAUUUCCCGUGAUAUCACAACGUGCACAACAUUGCCGUUGGGUGCUAGUGUGGAGGAUCUUGACACGUUUUCGGCAAGAUGCCUUGAUGUCCCUUUGGUUGGCUUAGUGAAACACAUGCCUGCUGAUGUUUCCCCAGUGGAAUUUCGUGAGGAAGUUCUCUCGUGGGUCAAUCGGCGGGUGAAGCUGGGUGACAUCACCCGAUGUGACCCACAACAUGCCGUCACAGUUGGAAACAUCGGGGUUUUGGAGCACCAGUUGGCUGACCGGGCCAAGACUUAUGGGAACAUGAGGGUUGAUGUGGAUAUCCUAUCCCAGAAACUGGAUGUUGCCAGCAGGGCCAUGUUAGGCAGGCAGCAGCAGCGUGCAAUGGAGAUGUUCCCUGACAAAAACCCCAGGGAUACUGAAUACUACAAGGUCCAUGCCGGAACAAUCGCAACCUGGAAGAAUGACAAGUUGGCUCCGCACUUGAGCAACCUUCAGGUGUAUGAAAAGAUAACCAAGGAGAUUGAGGGCCAACUUGAGUAUUUACUUCAGUGCGUGGUUGACAGUGCCCAGGGCACUGAGGAAACUGUUGAUGAUGACCUCAUGAUGGAACUGAACUCACUUUGCACGCAGAAGGGUGCUACACCUGACAAGGCCAUACCAAAGCCAGCCUCUGAAGUCAUUGCCAACAAUGCUGAGAUCAACACUCGCCUGGAGGACCACAAGCAGGUGCACAACUUCCCAGGGUUGGAGGUGGUGAAGCCAGAGGCUUCUGAACCUCCCACUCCUCACCUUCGCGGACAUGUGCAAUUGAUGAACCGGCUGGACACUACCCAACUUGAGGCUUGUGUCCAAGUAAAUGGUAAAUCUUGUGCCCUGGAGACUGUCAAUGCUGGUGCUGCGCCGGGGGAAGAACCUGCGCCGGGGGGAGUUGCUGUGAACAGUGGGGAUGCGGAGCAGAACCCACCACCACCACCUACUCGAAUUGGUCCGAACGGACGGGUUGAAACGGAGGAAGGGUAUCAAGCAAGGAUGGCCCAUAACGCAUAUAUGAGGUUCUCUAGGAGCCUACGUCGAACAUUGGUUUGCAUUCAGUGUGGCUGCACUGCACUCAUGUUUUGGUUGAUGGUUUCAGCUAGGUCAGUUGAAGUGUGA
Molecule: messenger RNA, 1212 nt
Organism: Cladocopium goreaui
Lineage: Eukaryota; Dinophyceae; Suessiales; Symbiodiniaceae
Source: the annotation of a GenBank genome assembly